Apis florea (little honeybee) is the source of this 1736-nucleotide messenger RNA. Its product is annotated as phospholipase A1. Lineage: Eukaryota; Metazoa; Arthropoda; Insecta; Hymenoptera; Apidae. Gene Ontology annotation, molecular function: lipase activity. The record is from RefSeq and is a predicted model, not a curated record. Gene Ontology annotation, biological process: lipid catabolic process.
AAUUAUUCAUAUUUUUUACCAUAAGUAAUCACAUUAUAUUGACAGAAAGUUCAAAACUAAAUAUUCUGGAUUACGUUAAGAGAAAUUUUUAUAAUUUUCAUACUAACAAUUCGAAAGAUUUUAUUUUUACACUCUCGAAUUCGUCAAAUCGCAAUAACAAUCGAAUAAGUUUCAAAUCAAAUCAAGUUGAUUGUUUCGGUUUAGGAAAAAGAUUAGCUGGAAUUUUGGAAUGGUUUUUUUUGAAUAAUUCAAAUGGAACCAAUACUUUGGAUGUUCAAUUUUUCCUUUCCUCAAGAAGACAACCAAAACGUGUUGAAGUUAUGACUGGUAAACAAUUUGGUUUAGAAUGGACAGACUUUCAAAUCGAACGACCAACGGUCAUUAUAGUUCAUGGGUUCUUAUCUCAUGGUCAAGAAUUAUGGAUUAACGAAAUGGAGAAAUCAUUCCUUCUAUGGUUGUAGAUUGGAGUGCUGGAGGUAAUACUUGGAAUUAUUAUAAAGCUGCGGUUAACACGAAAAUAAUAGGAUAUCAAAUUGCAAGAUUUUUAGAAUACAUAACAAACGCAACGAGUGCUCAAAACGAUUUCAACAAUUGGGGACAAUUACAUUUAGUAGGCCAUAGUCUCGGAGCACAUAUUUGUGGUUUUGCUGCGAAAGAAUUGAAAAGAAAGCAGAACAAAUGGAAAAUACUAAGAAUAACAGGAUUAGAUCCUGCACAACCUUGUUUCAGAAAUGUAGACUCCAGUAUGAAACUUCACAAAUCUGAUGCGUCGUUCGUCGAUGUUAUUCAUACCAAUGGCAGAUUACUUUCUAAAAUCGGAUUAGGUUUACCAGAACCGAUAGGUCACAUUGAUUUCUAUCCUAAUGGUGGCAGAACUCAGCCUGGUUGCAAGAUCAACUCUUCGUAUUUCGAAUAUUUACCAAUUCCACUUGUAGAAAUUAAUAACGCUAUAUGCAGCCAUGGACGUUCAUAUGUUUAUUUGACGGAAUCUUUAAUUUCCGAGGUGAAACAAAAUUGUACUUUCUGGGCGCACCAUUGGAAUUUAUCUUACAAGAAUUUGUUGCAAGUAGUAACGGAAUCUUGCGAUAAAAAUACUUGUACUGAAAUGGGUAUAAAUGCAAUAAAGUAUUCCCAUCGAGGAAUAUUUUUUGUUGCGACUUCCGACACUCCACCUUUUUGUAUUAAUGACACUCGCAUAAUUGCUGAACUAUUAAUUGAAAUGAAGAAAGAUUUCUCAGACGAAUUUUACGAUCAAGACGAAUAAUUUAUGAAUAAAUUAAAUAGCAUAUGUAUUUUUGAUCGAUAAAUAAAAGAACUUUACUUCAAAUUUCAAAUUACAUACAAUAUUUAAGUUAUUAAAUGCAACUAAGUACUAUUUACAAUCGUUUUGAAAAUUAAAUUAUGUACAUAUCACCCUAAUUUAAUUAUAAAUGAAUACUGCAUGAAUAAGCAGUCUUCGAUUAUUUAAAGCCUAAUCACUUCUUUCGUUAAUUACGAUUUAUUUAUCGCACGAUUAUAUGUCUUGUUUUUUCGAAUUGAAAAUAAUCGCACAGCGAAAAUUUGUGCGCACGGGAUCUUUUAAAUUCUAUCUAUGACUUUAUAUUACAAUUUAUAAAUUAUACUGCAUAAGAACAAAUACAAAUAGAAAGAAAUAUUUCGUUGUAUAAAUAUUCUUUUUUUUUUUUUCUCUCCUUUAUUACAAUUUACAAUAUUGUGGCGAUAAUAUGAACUUCUUC